UUUGAACGAUUAUAGACCCCUUAUCUUUCUUUAUAUAAAAUUUGGUCCUCCAAUGAAGCUUAAAAUCAUGUACAAUCUUCUCCUAUACAUCUCAUUCAUCACUCUUUGAGUACAAUAUCUUAAACAAAAGCAAAAUGCAAAGCACAUUAUCAAAAAGAAAAAAAAGCACUAGGCAACGCAGCCGACAAUACAAAUCCAUAAACACAGUACAAAAACUUUGUUUCGCAUCAAAGACAGAAAACUACGUAUUAGAAUCUUAAUUGUUGUCUUAUGUUUUUGGAAAAUUAACCUUGAGACACAGCCAAACGAAAAGACCCUUAUACCCCUACCAAAAUCCAUGCAUAAAUUACUCAACCGUCCUUAAAGAAAGAAAAGCAAAAUUUGAAAACGCCCAAUUUCUACUCUGUUCCUCUAAAGGAAAACCAAGACCUAAGUUUUCUUCUUUAAACCUCUUUUGCAGUUCUAGAUUCUACGAUUCCUCUUUGAACAUAUGUUUUUGCCUAUAUAAAGUCGUCCACCACCUGCUUGUAUUAAUCACCAAUCCAACAACUACCAAACCAGCUCUCUCUGUCGGUCACUUUCUCUGUUUUCUUUGUCUUUCUAGUUAAGCUUCAGAGCUUUCCAUCAAUGGCUCCAAGCUUAAGCAAGAAUGCAGCCCUUGACAUCAUGGGGCCUUUAGACACCAACAUACCCAUGUCCAUAACCUUAGAAGGAACAAACUUUCUCGCCAAUGGCCAUCCAAUUCUCACCGAUGUACCUCCAAACAUAGUAGCCACUCCUUCACCUUUCAUUUCCUGUGACAAAACCAAGAACUUGGUCGGUAGCUUCGUCGGCUUUGAUGUGGACGAGCCCAAAAGCCGCCACGUGAUUCCCAUCGGCAAGCUCAAGGGCAUUAAGUUCAUGAGCAUAUUCAGAUUCAAAGUCUGGUGGACUACCCACUGGAUUGGAAAUAGUGGAAAUGAUGUCGAAAACGAAACCCAGAUGAUGAUCUUGGAGAAGAAUGACUUGGGACGCCCUUACGUUCUCUUGCUUCCACUCAUUGAAGGACCAUUCAGAGCUUCACUCCAACAUGGGGUCGAAGACAACGUGGACAUUUGCGUGGAAAGUGGGUCCACACUUGUUUCUGGGUCCAGCUUCAGGAGCUCUCUGUACAUGCAUGUUGGGGAUGAUCCCUAUGUGCUUGUGAAAGAGGCUAUGAGAGUGGUGAGAUUUCAUUUGGGGACUUUCAGGCUUCUUGAAGAGAAAAACCCACCAGGUAUAGUAGACAAAUUUGGUUGGUGUACUUGGGAUGCAUUCUAUCUUAAGGUACACCCUCAUGGUGUUUGGGAAGGUGUUAAAGGCCUUGUGGAAGGUGGUUGUCCUCCAGGGAUGGUCUUGAUUGAUGAUGGUUGGCAAUCCAUUUGUCACGAUGAUGAUCCACUUUCUGAUAAUCAACACGGGAUCGAUCGAACGGCCGCUGGAGAACAAAUGCCUUGCAGGCUUAUAAAAUUUGAAGAGAAUCACAAAUUCAAGGACUAUGAAAGUCCUAAAAAAAGUAAUGCCUCUGAUAAGGGCAUGAGUGCCUUUGUUAGAGACUUGAAAGAUGAGUUUAAGAGUAUAAAGUAUGUUUAUGUUUGGCAUGCACUUUGUGGAUACUGGGGUGGGAUUAGACCCAAUGUUCCUGGUAUGCCUGAGUCUAAAGUCAUUACUCCUAAGCUGUCACAGGGUUUGAAGAAAACUAUGGAAGAUCUAGCUGUGGAUAAAAUUGUCCAUAACGGUGUCGGGUUGGUUCCGCCGGAUCUUGUUCAUGAGAUGUACGAGGGUCUUCAUUCGCAUCUCCAAUCGGUGGGGAUCGAUGGUGUCAAGGUUGAUGUGAUACACUUGCUUGAGAUGCUCUCGGAGGAAUUUGGGGGUCGAGUUGAGCUAGCUAAAGCUUAUUACAAGGCACUGACUGCUUCUGUAAAGAGACAUUUCAAAGGGAAUGGAGUUAUUGCUAGUAUGGAGCACUGCAAUGAUUUCAUGUUCCUUGGAACAGAGGCAAUAGCUCUUGGACGUGUUGGAGAUGAUUUUUGGUGUGUGGAUCCAUCCGGUGACCCAAAUGGAACAUUUUGGCUCCAAGGUUGUCACAUGGUGCAUUGUGCCUAUAACAGCCUCUGGAUGGGCAACUUUAUACAUCCAGAUUGGGACAUGUUCCAAUCUACUCACCCUUGUGCAGAUUUCCACGCCGCGUCCCGGGCUAUCUCUGGCGGACCAAUCUAUAUCAGUGACUCUGUCGGAAACCACAACUUCAAGUUGCUCAAGAGCCUUGUUUUGCCGGAUGGGUCUAUCUUGAGAUGCCAAUACUAUGCACUUCCUACCAGAGAUUGCUUAUUUGAAGACCCAUUGCAUGAUGGGAAAACAAUGCUCAAGAUUUGGAACCUCAAUAAACAUACAGGAGUUUUGGGACUGUUUAAUUGCCAAGGAGGAGGUUGGUGCCCUGUCUCAAGAAGAAACAAAAGUGCUUCCCGAUUCUCACACUUGGUCACCGGCUUGGCAAGCCCAAAUGACAUUGAAUGGAACAAUGGAAAAAACCCAGUUCAAAUCAAAGGAACAAACAUAUUUGCUGUCUAUAUGCUCCAAGAAAAGAAGCUGAAGCUAAUGAAAUCCACAGAUAAAGUAGAGAUUUCACUUGAACCUUUCACUUUUGAGCUGCUCACUGUUUCUCCAGUAACAAUCUUGGCCAAGAAAUUGGUUCAGUUUGCUCCAAUUGGAUUAGUGAAUAUGCUUAACACUGGGGGUGCAAUUCAGUCAUUAGAAUUUGAUGAGGAUGAGAAUUUGGUAAAAAUGGGAGUUAAGGGAAGUGGAGAGAUGAAGGUGUUUGCUUCAGAAGAACCGGUGAAGUGCAACAUUAAUGGGGUUGGUGUUAAAUUUGGUUAUGAGGAUAAGAUGGUCACAGUUCAAGUUCCAUGGCCUAAUUCUUCAUCAUUAUCAAUGGUUGAGUACAUGUUUUGAAACUACAAAGGGAAAUGUUUUGUAUCCCUCCAUGACAAAAAAUGAAAAGAAAAAGUUUUUUUUUUUUUUGUUUUUAAUCUCAUAUUUAACUUUUUCACAUGUAAAUUUUGGGUGAUGGAGUUGAUGAAUCUCCAUUUGGAGAGUUCUUUGAAAAAAAAAUAAAAAUGUGUUCUUGUAGAAUUCAAGACUGAA
Messenger RNA from Ziziphus jujuba (common jujube), 3162 nucleotides. Its product is annotated as galactinol--sucrose galactosyltransferase. Lineage: Eukaryota; Viridiplantae; Streptophyta; Magnoliopsida; Rosales; Rhamnaceae. Gene Ontology annotation, molecular function: galactinol-sucrose galactosyltransferase activity. Bases 628 to 2970 code for a protein of 780 amino acids. The transcript is spliced from 4 exons. The record is from RefSeq and is a predicted model, not a curated record.